This is a messenger RNA of Felis catus (domestic cat), 8775 nucleotides long. It is a transcript of the gene PPM1L, whose product is annotated as protein phosphatase, Mg2+/Mn2+ dependent 1L. Gene Ontology annotation, cellular component: cytosol; nucleus. The transcript has 4 exons. NCBI's taxonomy places the organism in Eukaryota, Metazoa, Chordata, Mammalia, Carnivora, Felidae. Gene Ontology annotation, biological process: negative regulation of canonical NF-kappaB signal transduction; protein dephosphorylation; positive regulation of canonical Wnt signaling pathway. Gene Ontology annotation, molecular function: protein serine/threonine phosphatase activity; cation binding. The record is from RefSeq and is a predicted model, not a curated record. The coding region runs from base 615 to 1160 and encodes 181 amino acids.
UACCACAUACAGUUUUUUCAGAUUAAUUAGAUGCUUAUGUGUCAACCUAGCAACCUAAUUGUUGUUUGGAAAAUUUUGUUUUAAAUUCAGAACAGCUGACCUAUAGGUGGAUGUUGGAAUAUUACCUACCCUUGCACUGGGUAUACGAGGCCAUCUUCUGUGAAGAAAACAAGCACAUUUCUAUUUGUGGGAUGUCCAUAGUGUUAGAAUUCACUAUGCUACAGUAGAAUUAUUAUCUUAGUUAAUACAUUUCAUUGUGAGGAAUUUUCUUAUUCUUAUGGAUUGCAUCAUGGAUUGAGGAUUUGGUCUUUAUUCCAUGCUAAAACUUGAUUAUUAAUUAGCCUCUAUUCUUCCUCUUUGCUUCCAGAAAAUGGUAUGAUCUUUCAUUUCAAAGUUGUAGAGGACUGUUCGUUUUGUUUACCAGAUAUUUGCUGGGAUUUUGGCUACCCGGCACCUGAACUUCUAUUCUUGUUUGGACUGCAGCAGAAUAUGUAAAAUCGCGACUCCCAGAGGCCCUCAAACAGCAUCUUCAGGACUACGAGAAGGACAAAGAAAAUAGUGUUUUGUCGUACCAGACCAUCCUUGAACAGCAGAUUCUGUCAAUUGACAGAGAAAUGCUAGAAAAAUUGACUGUAUCCUACGAUGAAGCAGGUACAACGUGUUUGAUUGCUCUGCUAUCAGAUAAGGACCUCACUGUGGCCAACGUGGGUGACUCAAGAGGGGUCCUGUGUGACAAGGAUGGGAACGCCAUUCCUUUGUCUCAUGAUCAUAAGCCUUACCAACUGAAAGAAAGAAAGAGGAUAAAGAGAGCUGGUGGUUUUAUCAGUUUCAAUGGCUCCUGGAGGGUCCAGGGAAUCCUGGCCAUGUCUCGAUCCCUGGGGGAUUAUCCACUGAAAAAUCUCAAUGUGGUCAUCCCAGACCCAGAUAUCCUGACCUUUGACCUGGACAAGCUCCAGCCCGAGUUCAUGAUCUUGGCAUCAGAUGGCCUCUGGGAUGCUUUCAGCAAUGAAGAAGCUGUUCGAUUCAUCAAGGAGCGCUUGGAUGAACCUCAUUUUGGAGCUAAGAGCAUAGUUUUACAGUCAUUUUACAGAGGCUGCCCUGACAAUAUAACAGUCAUGGUGGUGAAGUUCAGGAAUAGCAGCAAAACAGAAGAGCAGUGAACCCCUCAGGGUUUCGUCUGCCUUAGACUAAAGGACUUUCAACACACUGGUCUCUUUUAAUGUAGUGAAAGGCGUGGGAGUUACAAUUAGGAUCAUCUACCUAGACAUGGGAUUCCCCCUCCCUGGUGGCCAUAGGUCUAUAUGCAGUAAUGAACAGAGGGUGCUCUCAGCCAAUGUGGCCAAGAGGCUGGAAAAUGGUUUCUUCAUGUUUUUCCAAGUCUUUCAUCCGAUGUUGAAAAUAUAUAAAUAUAUAGCUGUAGAUUCACACGUAUGAAGUGAAUGGCAUAUGUGCCAUAUAUUCUCCCAUUUGAGAUUCUUUUCAAGAUCUCUUACAGGGUUCUCCAGGCAUCAGACUUUGUCCUCUCUUCCGAGCCGUGAACAGAGCAGGCCUCCAGAGCUGCAGGAGACAGGCUUCAGCGUCCCCUGUGAGUCAGGGCUGAUGUGUCAACGCCCGUUGCUGAGAGGCAGAGCUAUCCUGAGAGUGCUUUGUCCUUCUGAGCCCAGGUUUUUCUGCCCAGCAGCAGCCCAGACACAGAUUUGGGAUGGUUUAUUAUUCCGUGGCCGCUCUUAGAGACUGAAGGAAGUGGGGAGGAUGAGAGCUGCCUGCACAGCAGACAUAACCUUUUCCCCUGGCUUCCUUUAUUAGUUAAAUAGACUCUGUGUACCACCUGACCAGUCUUUGUGCGUUUAUCCUAAUUGUGCAUGACCUUAACCUUUUGCUUCUACCUUACCUUAUGUAAUAGGCAGCUGUGAAACUUCACCACCAGACACCACGAUUUUUUGUCUUACCAAGAAACCUGUUCGGGGAAAUGAGUAACGCAAAUCACAAUACCAUAAUUCCUUCAGUCUUUAAGGGUAGAGGACAAUAGUGGCCAAAUAAGUCACAGUGCCUCUUGGGAAAUCUACUGUUUGCAUUAGGAGAGAAAGCUGGUGAGGUCACCACCCUGAACUGAGCUCCAGCGGCCAGUUUUUGUGCGGGUUUUUUUUCCUCAGCUAUCCUAUUAGCUUUCAUGUAUCUUUCAAGCAGUGUUCAGAGAAGCAGCAGCCUCGAACUGCGUGUGUGUUCCCUGAAGCCCAGUACACAGUUCCCAGUGUGGUUUGGCAUUUGGUGAUAAAAUGCUGGCGUGUGCUUCUCCUUGACAGUGGAAAGGCAGCAGCCGGUAACAUUUGGUUGCAGAUCACCGUCCACACUAGGUAGCUUUCCCCAAAGAAAUACAAUCCGUCCCACACCGCCCCGCCCUGUGUUUCAAGGCAACCCAGCUGGCUGGGAAUUCAAGCUCAAACCUAUAUUGUUAAGUGGCUCAGAGUUAUUUCUGUGCAAAGCUUGCUGCUCUUCAUUUCCUAUCUCCAAAGUCAUGUUUCCAACAUCAGUGUUGUAUAAAUUAAUUGACAGGAAAUGCUGGGUCAUCCUGUUUGCCUGGCUGACGUGGCUCAAGCAACCAAACAAGAUUUUUGUUGUGUCUCCGCCCCUCUGUGUCUGAAAUGUCAAGGUGUCCACCUGGUUUUGUCCUUCUCAAGUGGGCACUUGUCGUUAGAGCUUCUCAAAGGCCCCAUUGCUUGGCCACCUCUGGUCCACGGUGCUCCUCGCCUCCCCGCCCCACCCUUAUUCAACUAUGCAGCUUUCCGGAAGCAGGUUCCAAGGGAGGACCUGGGAGGAUGAAAAGAUUCCCUUACGGCUGCCAAGGACUGCACACCCUGUCUUGAUUCCUCCAAGCACUUACCUUUCUUUGACUGCAGUGAGAAUUAAUAAUGGUUUCCCAAGAGAUUUGGCUCACUUUGGUAAACUGUAACAUUAGAAUUUCCAACAUUAGAAUCAGAACCCUGAUUUUUUUUCAGCUAUAGAAUGUUCUAGUACAAAAUAUCUGCCACCAUUUUAGAUUGAAGUGUUUGCAUAUUGAGAGACAGUGAGCAUUUGGAUGUGUGUAUCUGGGUGGGGUCAGGAGAGGAAUGUAGGAGUCAUGCUGGUUGUGCUCAGUGAUGGGACAGUCAAGCCAGGUGGCCCAUGUUUGCUUGGAGAUCUAGGACAUUGUGACUCUGGAGAGUUACCAAAGCCCACCGGGAACAGGCAGUUUCAGCAUGUUGUGCUACACAGUCCGUUUUCCUUUUUUAUUUUUAACUUAACCCUAAAAUUCAUCAUAACAAGAGAAAGAAAUUAUUAAAUUCCAUGAUCAUUGUUAUUGUCUAAAAUGAAAAUAGUAAUGUUUUGGUGAAGACAAAAAAGCAAAGCCACAGUGGAGUCCUGUUUGUUUACCCUGCACGAUGUCUUCCUAGGCGGCACCGAGUGCAGGACUGUAUGCCUGGGGAAGCCCCCAGCUGAGGUUCACAAGGUGGCUUCCAAAUUUUGCUUUGUAGAAUUAACUCUUUUCUGAAUUUAACCACAUAGUGUGUGUGUAUUUCCUACUCCCUUUCUUUCUGCCUCUUUUCCUCCCACUUUGGCUUGUAGAUUUUUCAAAGAUAGACAUUUUAGGCAAAAUAGUAGCAGUUUUAUUAAUAGCUGUGUCUAAACUUAGAGAAUUUUGCUUCCUUCCCCUGUCCUGGAGCUCUGUCUGACCCUCCGUCCAGCUGUUUGGGGUCUACAGACAUCACCCCUGGGGUGCCCUGUGGCUCAUUUUCUAGGGACAAGGGAAGUUGAAUCUAGCCUUUAGGGAAAUUGAUUUGAGGAGUUUGCAUGUGAAACUUCCCUAAACAGCACUGCCAAAGCUUUGGAAUUACCACACGAGGCCGCCCAGACUCCCUAGCCCGAGUUCGCAUUGCCAAUAGCCCCAUGGUGCCAAAUUUUGGGAUGAUUUUGCGGUCUUUUAAAAAUGAAGUUGGGAAUGAAUGACCACAUGCUUAUGAGCCCCCAGCAAGGUGCCAAGCCCAGAUCCUCAUUAAUGCACUGCUCUGCUUCUGCUCCACUGGCAAUUUAUACUCUUAACAUGGGUUGGGAUUAGGGGCAAGGGUAGGACAAGAUAGGAAAACUUUUUAAAAAAUUCAUUGUAUUUGCAAUUCUUUAAUCAAAGGAAUAAACAAUACUUACAUUAAAAACUCCAAAGCUAGUUCCUAAGAUCUGCAUUCAUUUUAUGUGACCAACUUGUCCAAGGCACUUAACUUUGAAGUCACUAUUGUAAUACAACAUGACUGUGCACAGAUGUACACAUUACUGGUAACCAAUGGCUACAUUCUAUUCCUUGCGGUAGAUAAAAGGUAUUGGCCUCUUGAAUCUUGUCUAUGUGAUAAAGGUAUUACGAAGAGUAUUUUUUUUUGUAGAGUAAAGGAGCACAGGCAAUCUGGAUAAUUUAACACAGGGCUUAUUUCAGGCAACUGUAAUGAUUUCAACCCACAUACAUUUUGUGCAUACGGGAUUGCGUUAGAGUGACAGCAUCAUCAUUUCAAUCCAACUGAAGUAAUUCUAGGAAAUUGAUUACAUUAUUGAAUUGGAUCACUGGGAUUUCCGGCAGUACAUGCGAGAUACACAAGGGAGUGAUCGCUUUUUUCCUUUGCCCGGUAUACCUUGAUUUUCUGGAUUUUUUUUCUCCCUGAGUUAUUGCCAGAUCGAAUGCUCUUACAACUGUGUCAAUGAAGAAGGUUUAGAAAGGGCAACAUUUUGUAGUGCAUUUGAAAGUCUAAGAAUACAUGCUGUGGAUAAAGCUUUAUUCUUUAAUGAUUUCAGAAAAAUUGUUUUCCCUUUGACUCAUCAUCAUUAGACUGAUCCUCCCAUAAUAUUCUCCCCAGAUUGCCUUAGCUUGUCACACCAGCAUUCCUGAACCAGCUCUGCAGAAAUGACAUGACUGUUAGAUACCACACUGGGGCCUAUUUAAUUGCCUCUAGAUUAAAUUGUUGGUAUCUAGACUUUUGAGCUACUUAGCUGAACAUGGCAGGAGUAAUAGAAUCCAGUGUUCCCCAGAGUGUGUUCUAUAGAACCUACGUUCCAAAUGGAGGUGCUCUUCCAAAUAUAAGGUUCCAUGGUCAAAUGAGUUUGGGAAACAUACUGUCUUAUCAUACUGUGUGCUUAUAAGCACAUAGAAGGUUUUAAUUUAAAUGUCCUAUGGGGGGGGGGGGUAUACCACAAAUGUAAUUUAAGUUAGCUCAGUGUUUUUCAGAUUAAUUUGGACAGAGAAACUUUUUUGAGUAACACCUAGUAACAUUCCAAGGAGCUUGUGUUCCAUAGGACCCACAUUGGAAAUUCUGGUAUAUGGAAAUAUUACUGUUUUCUCAUUCACUGUGACUCUUAGUAGUAGCAGUACAGUUCGCAAUUUUGAAACAAGUCCUUUCACAUAGGAGGCUGAUUUGUCAGUGAAAGCAGUGUUAAGAAGCAGUCUGACUUAAUAAGCCCAUCAGCAGCCUCCCGUUGAUAACAGAAGCCCAGCAGUCCUACCUGAAGCUCUAAACUUCUCUCUUCUUCUGUGUGAAUAAUAAGUAGGAGCCUUGCCGUAGCUAGGAAUUUCUUAGAUUCAUUCCAAGAGCUUUCCGUUCUGUUUCAAAGUUACCUCUUGGCUUUUCAGAUUGAAUCAAAACAAAUAGAUUUAUAUUUCAUCACAACGUGAGAGUUUAAAUAUACAUAUUUAAAAUAAUAGAAAAGGGGGAAAAGACUUGGUUUUAAUUCAUUUUAAAUUUUUAACUCAAUUUUUAAAAUUAUGUAUCCAUUGUGUAAUAAUGGAAAUGUAAACUAAUAACACUUCUUUACUCUCUUUCCUCUGUCAUUCUUUCUAGAUUCAAUGAUAUAAUCUGAAUCAAUCAAAGCUCAUUCAUUCUAAAAUCCCUUUCCCAUAUUUUCCCACCUUUCACAUUUUAUGUAUAAGAUAGUUUGGUAAGUCAUCUCUUGCAUCAGAUGUAGGGCUUGACUAUAUAGCUCCAUACUCCUCACUCAGCCUGGGCAGUGCUGGGAAGCUCUGAGAGGCAAUCCCAAAAUAACAGAUGAAAUAAAUUUAGUCCAAAACGUGGCGCAUGGGGAAUUUAGGGUAACUUCAUUAACUCAGAAUUACCUCCACUGUUCAGGAAUUAUACCCACCCUGUGGACAUUAUCCAAACUAGUAAAAAACUGAAAGUGAAAUUAUUCAGGCCAAGUGGCAGAUGGUGGAGGGCAAGUGAUGGUUGACACUACAUGGCUUCCGUCAGAUAUGUGCGUCUAGACACGUUUUCUAAUAUGUAAAUUUUUUGCUAAUUCAUGAUGUUUAUGCUCUGUCCAUUACUUUUUUGUUACCACUGUUAAGCUGCAGACUGUUUAACUAAGAGAUGCUUAUACUAAUUUUGAUGUGCUUAGUAAUGACCACACCAGCACCUGUGUAAUCACUUUAUUAAUCCAAACUAAGGACUUUGUAGAGAGCAUGUAGUAGCUGUGCAUUUUAACAAAUCAUCAUAGGCAUUUUCACAAUUCAAAACUCUGCCAGCCAGCAAGCAAGCAGCAAAGGUGUAGGUUAUAUUUAGAGAUGUGGUUCCAUUUAUUCUAGAAGUCCUAUAAUCUGGUAUUAUUUAACUACAAAAUUCCCCCUGACAUUUGCCAAAUUUGAAUUAAGCUCAGAGCCUCCAAGUACCUGAGUCCUUGGCUCUGAGCACCAGCAGAUUGCCGCGAAGGGUCUGGCAGCAGAUUGUGGUGGGUGAGCAUUGAGGGCAGGACCACGUGCAUGAGUCACUCAUUACCUCUGUAGGAGAGGGAGUAUCGGCCACACUCUCCCAUCACCUUCUGUCAUGAGGAAAUUCCAGAGGUUAAAUAUGAUAUCAUGCAUUAUCUCCACUUGCUUCUGUAUAUAUCUGACAACGCAUAAUUUAACCUAUGUUUGCACAGAAACAAUGGUAGAAGUAGUAAUCAAGGAACUGGGGGAGAAUAUCUUAAGGGUACCCAGACACUAAAACUGUAAAAAGUAGGUUUUCCAAAAUUUGUAUUAUCAGUCUUCUGCCAUACAUGGGUCAUAUUUAAUAGCAAUUGCUGACACGUGCACACAGAUCAGUAGAAGGCAAUUGUUCCCACAUCUUACCUAUUCAGACGAGUGGCUUCCUACUUAGAGUAUUGGCUAAUGCUUUUUUUAUGGGUUAAGAAAGACAGAAUUCUAGAGCUCCUUUUAUAGGACUGCUAGAACAAGCAGAAUGACAUCUAAGAAAAAUAAUUUGAACAUUUUUUUAAUUUAAAAAAAGGUAAAAUUAAUUUCCAGUAUGGUCAAAGUCAGAAAAGAAAAGCAUUUUUAAGAACACAUAAAAGACAAAAUUAAAGGAUAAUAAUAUAAAAGGAAAUAUUUUAAGAAAAGAAGGCAUAUUUUAUUACAUUAUGAAUCAUGCUUUCUGAUACUUGUGGUUUUUCUGAAGUUAAGGAGAUAACAUUGAAAUAAGAAAGUGAAAAUUGAGUUAUUUGUAAAGUUAGUAAAAUUACAGUCCCUGUUCCAUUCUUUUCCAAUGAAAAUGAAUACAUGUGGUCUUAUUUAUUGCUGCUCUAAACACCUUCACUGUUCUACGUUCUGUUUACUUUCCAAAUCUUAGCUACAACAGAGCGAAUUUUAGAAGACAUAAUUUUUCAAAUGCCAACAUGAAUACUAGUGAGUAUUCAAUUCAAAACAGACAAUUAUGAAUCACUCAACUAGGUUUUACUCCUGAAACCAAGACUACACUGUAUAUUUACUAACUUGAAUUUAAAUAAACCAAUUUUAAAAAUAAAUAAAUAAAACACAAUUACAAAAACAAACAACAGGGUAAUUCCGUGUUCUUACCUGUGGGAGGUUUUCUAAUCCAUAUAAUGCAAAGGGCCAUAUUUGCUCAUAUAAUUAAAAAAAAAAAACACCAAUCAUGUAGAAAUGAUGUUUCAGACAUCUUUAGCCCAAGAGAAUGAGGUCUUUUGUGCAAAUUUUAAAUUUCUGUCUGAGUAUAUGUAAGAAUAAACAAUGACUGCUUGGUGUACUAAUGAAAAGGUACAAAUCCUGCUAUUUGGGAAAAAACUAGAAACAUGGGACAUUAAGCAAGACUACUUUCCACAUUUAGGCUCUAAGACUAUAACCAAACAGGCUUCAUGUAUUGGUUAUUUUGAUUGCCCUUUUAUCUCAGGCAUAUAUUCAGAAAAUAGAGUAAUAAAUACAAAAAUGGAGAAAAUCCAAUAACUUUUGCUUCUAUUUUAGAAUGCAGGGGUGCCUGGCUGGCUCAGUCGGUACAGCAUGCAACUCCUAAUCUCGGGGUCGUGAGUUCAAGCUUCACACUGGGCACAGAGAUUACUUUAAAGAAAUUAGAAAGCAGUGUUUGCCCUUGUUAAUUUGUCUGAAAUACUUGUUCAUAUUGAAACAUUAACACCUACAACAUUGUCUUCAGUUUACCCUUCAAUUACUAAAGCAAAUGGCUUUGAGGUAUAGCACGUACACAAUUUCAGUGCAGGUUGUCCAGCUGAAAUUUACUUUUCAAUGCCUCAGUGUUCCCAUGGUGAGCCAGGAAAAGGAAAAUAAAAGGAAGAAGAAGAAAUUUUAAUAACGUCAGAGAAUGGUUAUUCUGACAAGCCUGGAAAAUAGUAAUGAAGUUAAACGCUCCAGUGUGAACGUACGUAAUUUCUAUAUGCCAGAUGUACAAGGUAUAUUUUUAAAUAUAAGCAUUAUUUCAUUUAUAACAGAUUGAUCUACCUUAUGAACAGAUUUCAUUAGAAAAGACACUAUUUUUGCUGUAAGUA